UAAUUAAACAAAAAAAUAAAUAAAUAAAACAAAUAAUAAUAAAUGAAUAAAAUAAAAAGGAAUUAAAUUCCUCACCACAUCUUCGAUUUCUGUAACAUCCCAUUUCCAAAAACAUUCCGUUUCAGCUUCAACGAAGAAGACGAAGUAGUAGAAGAAGAAGAAGAAUCACAAUCACUCUUAUUGAGGAAGUUAGAUUCUCAAUCUCACUGUUUAAUCUCGCCGGAAAAAUUAUGGCUCGGCCUUCGUCGGCGUCUGCAACGACAGCAAUCAGACCGGAAGAUUAUUCUCACAGUCCAGUUCAUUACGCCGUCGUUUUGGGAGAUCACGGUGCACUGACUCGUCUUCUCUCUUCCUUGCCGAAGUUAGGAGAUCCAGAACAGAUCCGAACAGAAUCUGACUCACUGAGUCAAGAACGAGUUGCGGAUCAGAUCUCCGCCGUGCUUGACCGUCGCGACGUUCCUUCGCGCGAAACGCCUCUCCAUUUGGCGGUUAGACUUGAUGAUUUGUUCGCGGCGAGAGCGAUUUCGUCAGCCGGAGGUGAUAUUUCGCUUCAGAACGCUUCUGGAUGGAAUCCGUUACAGGAAGCGUUUUGUCGCCGGAAUUCUGAGGUUAUGAAAGUGCUUUUACGGCAUCACCACCGUUUAGCUUGGUGUAAAUGGCGGCGGAGAUUACCUCGUUUAAUCGCUGUUCUUCGUCGUAUGAGAGAUUUUUACAUGGAGAUCUCUUUCCACUUCGAGAGCUCUGUGAUUCCGUUCGUCGGGAAAAUCGCUCCCUCUGAUACUUACAAGAUCUGGAAACGCGACGGUAACCUCCGUGCUGAUACUACUUUAGCUGGAUUUGAUGGUUUGAAAAUUCAAAGAGCAGAUCAAAGCUUUUUGUUCCUUGGUGAUGGUGACGAAUCUCUAGAUAUUGCUCCUGGAUCUUUGCUUGUACUGAAUCGAGACGAUCGGAAAAUUCUCGACGCUUUUGAAAGUGCCGGAGCUCCGAUUAGUGACUCCGAUAUCGCCGGAUUCUGUUCUCAGUCUAGCUUGUAUCGUCCGGGAAUGGAUGUUACUAAAGCAGAGCUCGUCGGACGAACAAAUUGGCGACGGCAAGAGAAGAUGGAGAACGUCGGAGAAUGGAAAGCUAGGGUUUAUGAAAUCCAGAAAGUGACAUUUAGCUUCAGAUCUCGGAAAAUUGUUACCGGAGAUGGAAGCGAACAAGUCUUACCGUUGGAGUUAGACGAAGACGAUGAAGGAUUCUUAGUAGCUGAGAAUCCGAGUUUUUUAGCUCCUCCGCCACGGUCACAGAGACGACACAGUAGCUUCGUUAAAGAAGAUAGAGAUUGGAUCUCCGUUGGGAGAAAAAGCGUCGACGUUUAUCCAUCCGCCGCACCACCACCGCCGCAGCAAUCUCAAUCACCGAGAAGAUCAGUGUCUCAAUUUCAACCACCGAGAAGAUCAGUAGCUCAAUACCAGCCACCGAGAAGAUCAGUGGCUGUACCUUCAACGGUGUCUCCGGUGAAUCCUCCGCCGUCUCCUCAUAUUAAAGAGAAGGAAUUCGUUAAGAGCUUGCAUCCGUCAGUGUGGUUAACGGAACAGUUUCCGUUAAAAACGGAGGAGCUGCUUCCGUUACUUGAUAUUUUAGCUAAUAAAGUCAAAGCCGUCGCCAGAAUGCGUGAUCUUCUCACCACCAAGUUCCCGCCGGGAACUUUUCCAGUCAAGCUGUCUAUUCCGGUGGUCCCUACGGUCAAAGUAGUCAUCACAUUCACCAAGUUCGUCGAGCUUCCCCCGGCGGAGACAUUCUACACGCCGCUCUCAAGCCCAAGAUUCCUCUACUCUGCCGCUGCCGAAGAAGACCAAUCCGAUGGCGAAAAACCUGAUGCUCGUAAUUCGAUUUCACGGCCAUCUACGUGGCUGCGACUAGCCACCGGAAAAGGCUCACAUCGACGGAUAGAGGAGGAGGAGCAACAAACGCCGGACCCAUUUGCUAUACCAAUUGGGUAUAAAUGGACAAGCAUGAGUAGUAAUAAUAAUAAGUCAGGUAAUAAUAGUAAAAUGAAGAAAUCGAAGUCUACUAAGAGAUCUAAGUAGUAUCCUCUUUGAGGAAUUAAAGAUAUAAAUCUAGUUUUUUUUUUAGUGUAGAUAAUCUGAUAUUAGUAAUAUACAGAGAAACUAUUGAUGAAACUGGUUGUAGUAUUUUUUUACUAUACAUUUUAUUUUUUUCAUAUGAUUAAAUGCUGUCAUUUUUUCA
Messenger RNA from Arabidopsis lyrata subsp. lyrata, 2232 nucleotides. Its product is annotated as ankyrin repeat domain-containing protein 13C. The record is from RefSeq and is a predicted model, not a curated record. Gene Ontology annotation, molecular function: protein binding. Gene Ontology annotation, cellular component: cytoplasm. Lineage: Eukaryota; Viridiplantae; Streptophyta; Magnoliopsida; Brassicales; Brassicaceae. The transcript is spliced from 2 exons. The coding region runs from base 231 to 2072 and encodes 613 amino acids.